CAUUUAUAAGUUCAGAUUAGAAAUUUAAAUUCGCCCACCUUAUUAACAAUCGUCAACUAACGGAACCUUCAUUAGCAUUUGAAUAAAAGUCAGUUGUUUUUACAACAAUUUUCAUUCCUUCAACCAACUGUGUGUUAGAAUGAUGAUCGAAAGAACUACAAUCGCAGCCAUUUUGUUCUUGUCAAGCUGUCAUGGCUCGUCAAUAUUUGAAAGGACCUUUAAUCUCCUGCAUCAGGAACCUCCACCACCACCGGCAACCAGUCGAUUUGACGUCGCUACACGUUGGAUCGAACAGAAAUUGGAUCAGUUCAACGAGAGCGAUACGAGGACAUGGAAAAUGAGAUAUAUGGCGAAUGAACAGUACUUCGAAGAGGGAGGACCGUUAUUCAUAUUUGUUGGCGGAGAAUGGGCAAUUUCAAGUGGCUAUUUGACAGGAGGACACAUGCAUGAUAUGGCAAAGGAACAUAAGGGAUAUCUUUUUUACACCGAACAUAGAUACUAUGGACAAAGUAGACCAACAAGCGAUCUUCAAACGGAAAAUCUUCAAUAUCUAAAUGUCAAACAAGCUUUGGCUGAUUUAGCACAUUUUAUUCGAACUGUCAAAUCAACAACCCCGGGAAUGGAAAAUUCAAAAGUUAUUUUGACAGGAGGUUCCUACUCAGCGACAAUGGUGACAUGGUUUAAACGUUUGUAUCCGGAUUUGAUAGUGGGAGCUUGGUCAUCAAGUGCACCACUUUUUGCAAAGCCUGACUUUGUUGAGUAUAAAGAGGUUACUGGACGAUCAAUUAAACUAGUCGGUGGAGAAGAUUGUUAUAAUCGAAUCAAAAAUGGUAUCGAAUCCAUUGAGCAAAUGUUAACCGACAAUCGGGCUGCAGAAAUGAGAAGCCUUCUUAAGAUAUGUGAUAAUUUUGACGAAAACAAUGAUUUAGACGUUUGGACUUUCUUUAGUCAAAUUUCGGAUGUAUUUGCUGGAGUUGUUCAAACUCAUAGUAAAGGGAGUAUUGAAGGAACUUGUAAAAGAAUAAUGGAAGGUGAAGAUGAUUUGACAGGUAUGUCAAACUUCAUAGCUUCUUUUAGUGGAUCUUCAAAUUGUUCAGAAGUUUCAUAUAAAGACAUGAUAUCUGAUCUGAAAAAGGCUGACAACAAUCCUAAUAAGAUGUAUCGACAAUGGUUUUAUCAAACAUGCAAUGAAUAUGGAUGGUAUCAAACUUCUGGUUCUACAGCUCAACCUUUUGGAAAGAAAUUUCCUUUAGAUCUUUACGUGAAUGCUUGCCAUGAUAUUUACGGUGAACAGUUUAAUAAUAAAACUAUGCAUGAAAAUGCAGAGAAAACAAAUGAAUUUUUCGGUGGUCUUAACCCCGGGGUGGAAAAUGUUUAUAUAACUCAUGGUGAAUUGGAUCCAUGGCAUGCUAUGGGAAUAACUGAUAGUGAUAAGGCUACAAUGAUACCAUUACAUGCACAUUGCAAGGACUUUGGUUCAAUCAAGUCAACUGAUACAGAAGAAAUGAAAGCAUCAAAGGAAAAAAUUGCAGAAUUAGUACGCAGUUGGUUGAAGCCUGAAUCUUCAUAAUAACCAAUUGUAGAUUUUUAAUUUUUUUCAUAAAAAG
Molecule: messenger RNA, 1607 nt
Organism: Episyrphus balteatus (marmalade hoverfly)
Lineage: Eukaryota; Metazoa; Arthropoda; Insecta; Diptera; Syrphidae
Product: putative serine protease K12H4.7
Exons: 7
Coding region: 140-1570 (476 amino acids)
Biological process (GO): proteolysis
Molecular function (GO): serine-type exopeptidase activity; dipeptidyl-peptidase activity
Source: RefSeq, a predicted model, not a curated record